GCGACCCUGGGCUUGUCAGCGAGCCACCGCCAGGCUGCUUCUCGGAAACCAGUCAGGAAGGAAGAUUGGAUCCCGCCACCUCCCCGCCUCCCAGGAGGGCUUUCUCGGGGCCCCUGUCUCCCCAAGAUGACUCUUCCUCACUACUGGGAGCCCCGAAACCAGCAUUCCCAGCGGCAGGAAGAUGGAUGAGCUGGCCUCCACUUCCGGCUCUCCUCCCCCGCUCCGGCUGGAACUUGCGUCAGUCGCGUGUUUGGUUCACUGUGUCUGACUCUGCGUGCCUCAGACUGACCAGCACCAGCGCACUUCACACUGCCGCUGCUUCCCUUGUUUCCUGCCUGACCCCUCCUCACGUUGGAAGGUGCAGUGACCAGUCUGCGCCUGCCCCUCUCUUUUCGGGGCUGGUUCUCCCUCCUGGGCAGCCCACUGAGCCCCUGGCCACUGAUGGGCUUUCCCGGGGCCGCUCAGUUGCGGUGGAAGGACCUGGAAGCUUCAGCAGACUGGGGCUUUCCCAAGCCGCCUUCCUCCAGAUCCAGGAGGCCUCCGGGCUGGGUGCCAGGGAGAGCACGCCGCUUCCAGCCACCUCGGAUCACCUGGCUGCGUGCAACUUGGGGACAGAACCCGCCGCUGGUUUCAGAGCAGCACGUGAUGCUAUUUCCAGGAGGCAGAAAAAGCAAUGCUUUUAUCUGGAGUCCUGAAGAAUUGGUAGGGACCCUGAGAGGUAAAGACUUUAUGUCUCUUCCUUCUCUCGGUUAUGGAAUCAGAGGAAAUACAGACAUACUUUCUUAGCUUCACCCAUAGGAGAUGGAAGUCUGAUUUGAACACUGCACAUCUUAUUUUCUGACUGAACUUGAAAACAACACAAAACUCCAUUCUUGUAUUAGAGAAUUGUCUACUUAAUACAGUUUUAGGACACCAGUUCUGUAUGUCACAGUAGAGAAUAAGGUUGGUGGUUCAUGAGGUCAUACUUGAAUGUCCUGACCGCUCAUCUGUGAUGGGGAAGGGGGAGCCCUUGAUCUUCCUCACUCCGGUUCAUGGGCGAGUCAGCCUGGCCCAGGUGAAACCCACCUGUGAGUAGUGGUUAGAGCCUCCCAGGCAGAAAGGGUGCUUGUUUCCUGAUGCAGUGAGAUAACAUCAGAAAAUGCUUUGCAGACUGUGAAAUAGUUUACGAAACAGGGCAAAACUAAUGUGAAUGUUCACACAGUUCAAUGAUAACUUACACUAUUUUAUUUCAUUAUAUAUAAUAAUAUGUAGGAACUGGUUAUGGAAUUGAAUAAAUUAGCCUAGAAUUCAUGACUUUUGUAUUGCGAUUGUCUAUGUAACUUGUCAGCUUUGACUUUCAUGUUCUUUGAGCAUCACUUUGUAACUCUUCUCUGUGCCUUUCGAAUGGACCGUUAUGAUGUGUCCCAUCACAAGUAUAACUGCAGUAAGACAGCUUUUGCUCAGGCAAAGAUCGCAUCUGCCUCCAUUCUUCAGUGAGAAUCCUCUUCUUCUGGAAGCUGGUUUCACAUGGUGGCUUAGAUUUUUCCAUCUUUGUAUCUAGCACCAUUUGAAAUCAGUGUUUUAGGAGUAAGAAUUGCAGCGCAGCCAAAGGCCAACCGCAGAGGAGCUGCUGCCCUGGGACCAGCUCCCCUCCUCCUGCCACCUGAGCUGGUUCAAGAAAAGAAGAACUUGAGAAGCAAAGUUCACUCUUGAGCGUAUUGGGUGGUGGAAGGGGGACAGUGCAGGGGUGGGGUGGUGUUCGGUAGAAACUCCGGGGCAGCCAUCAGCAGGAACCUGUUGGUGGGGUCUUUGAGCGUGUGAUCGGGCAUCUCCAGGUUGGGUACCUGAUCGCAGUCGGCAGCGGGAGGGCCGUGGACCGGAAGGACUCUCUCAUCGCACCAGCACUGCCCACCUGCUCCUACACGCCACGGGACAUCCAGCUGCAGUGGCCGAGUAGGUGAAAUCAGACUUGCCACCUGCACCGUCACCGUGUGGACCCCACUGAGCGCCGCCGGACCCAUCUCUUACACAGGCUGACCGAUUUCUCCUGGUGUUCAGAGUCUGUUUUUGUCUAGCACCAUUUGAAAUCGGUUAUGAUGUAGGGGGAAAAGCAGCGGCCUCGAGGUCUCACGCCAAGUCCGGUCGGCAGCAGCCUGUGGCUUCCCGGAAGAUGGAUGGGCAGAGAGGGGGAGGGAGGUUACAGCUUCUCCUGCUGACGUCCUUAACUACAUCUGCAAUACUUUAUGCACAGGUAAUAGAUCAUUUAGCAGAUUUUUAGAAACAAAUCAUUGUAGUGUACCUAAUGUCCUCAGUUUGCUAAAAUGUGGUAGUGCUAUAAACUCCGAAUUGAUUGCUAUUAUCUUUCUGUUCACGCAUCCUGACCUUAAUAAAUGUUUUACUGUAUUCAA
Cervus elaphus (red deer) is the source of this 2387-nucleotide messenger RNA. RefSeq lists its product as uncharacterized. The coding region runs from base 186 to 695 and encodes 169 amino acids. The record is from RefSeq and is a predicted model, not a curated record. Lineage: Eukaryota; Metazoa; Chordata; Mammalia; Artiodactyla; Cervidae. The transcript is spliced from 5 exons.